Molecule: messenger RNA, 1191 nt
Organism: Psilocybe cubensis
Lineage: Eukaryota; Fungi; Basidiomycota; Agaricomycetes; Agaricales; Agrocybaceae
Exons: 3
Coding region: 1-1191 (396 amino acids)
Source: RefSeq, a predicted model, not a curated record
AUGGACGAUGUGUACAUGGAUCAGAUGGAUCUGAAAACCCUCUACCGUUUCUCUUGGACUUGCAAGGAGCUAAGCGACCGCGUUUCGGGCUAUAUGCGCCGCGCCUUCCGUCCCGAAAAUUUAUUUGCUCCUAUCUUCAAACCCGAUGAACAUUUGCCGUUUCGUCUUCUCCAGUUCAAGACUGGCCUGGUUAUUUCAGGUUCCACCGUUUUGCAUUUUAUCAAUUGUGCUAAUACAUGGAUUCCGGGUGACAUGGACAUGUACGUUGAGCACAGAUAUGCUCUUCCCGUUCUUUCCUGGAUGAUGUCCAUUGGAUUUACCAUCAUGCCGCAUCCCAAAUAUCCGGACAACGCCACGGCGGAACAAAUUUUGAAAAUGGAAAAAAUCGUCCUUCAGGAACAUCCUCUUCAUCGACAUUACAAUACCACCGGAGUGGUCGUUAACCUAUGGCGCCAAGGUUCUUUCGUCCAACUGAUUACGACUUGUCAAUCGGUGGUAGAGUGCAUUUUGGGGUAUCAUAGCACCGGCGUCAUGAAUUUCGUUACCUUUGAGAAGGUGUACAGCUUGUAUCCGAAUGCUACCUUUGGACAUCAAGUCUCUCUGUUGCAACCUCCUGCCAACCUCAAGCGCGCGCAAAAAUUUCUUGCGAAAUAUCAUUCCCGUGGCUUGAAAUUUGUUCUUUCCAUUCCAUCGCAAACUUUGAAAAUGGACCGCCAUAUCCGAAGCAGGAUACAGUCUAUCAGGGACAACUUAAAUGUUGGGUAUAGUUCAUCUCGUGGUCAUGUUCUCGUUGAGCUGCAUUACGAUCCUCGUCCAGAGUUGUUCUCUCCUGGGAUUAGACGGGUUGGCGACAGGCAUUGUUGGGUUUAUUCUUUGCCUCUUUUACCCGAAGCAAAUCAGACUUCCUUUAUUGAAGCCAAUUCAUGGGCAUUGUUGCUCGAUGAAUUCGAUUGUUUGCAUUUUGGUGUCCGUCGCAUCAGCGGUAUCACAUUGGAUUUUCACUACACAGCGGCGGAUGUUUACCAAUUACACGAGCGCGUCAAAAAAGCUAUCAAAUCCUGGGAAAGGGGUAUAAGGCAAAAAGAUGACCGUGUACAUGCGACUGUUUUGUAUUUGCUAUCCAGAAAGGCAGAUAUUUUCUGGUUGCAUCGCCCUCGACCACAGAGCCUGUUGUGGAAUGGAUAUUUGUAA